This is a messenger RNA of Rotaria sp. Silwood2, 2301 nucleotides long. The record is from the annotation of a GenBank genome assembly. NCBI's taxonomy places the organism in Eukaryota, Metazoa, Rotifera, Eurotatoria, Philodinida, Philodinidae.
AUGAUGCCGACAUCGACAUGGGAUCCGACGACAAUGACAGAUGCCAGAAUUUUUCAACAACUACUAGAUCAAGAAGCAAAAGAAUUACAAGAAAAACUGACCAAUCUAAUGGUUGAAUCUAUUGCUGAAGCAGAAAAUAAAAUUCUUGAAUGUCGAGAAUUACUCCAUAAAGAAAUUUAUCGACUUUCUAUCUAUGAUAAAGAUAUCCAGGAAGGGUUUUCAGAAAAAUUAAUGGAUCUUAUCUAUCGACGUGUCAAUAUUAUGAAUCAAAAAUUUGAUUGUAUAUCCAAUUUUAAAAUCAAUUAUUAUUUACGACAUCAUUACGAUGAUGAUGAUGAUGAUGAUUUACAACAAGAUACAUUAAGUAUACCAAGUGUUUCUUUUUCACCGACCAUGAUUAUGGGUACUCCAUUACAUCUAUUAACGGAAGAACAAUUAAAAUUAUUAAAUCGUGGACCUACCUAUGUUCCACUAUGUCACGCGUAUGUAUCAUCAUCAUCAUGUGUAUCCAUGAAGGAGAUAAUUCAAAAACAGUACAAAGUAUUACAACAUCAUUUAAGUAGUCUUUUUCAGAAAUGUCAGAUGAAUCCGGCUCGAUUAAUGUUUAUUAAUAAUGAGAUUAAAAAUCUCUAUACCAAUAUCUUUUCAAUUUCAUUACCCAACUCUCUUCGUCAACGUGCUCUCUAUGAAAAACAUUUGGUACAAUCCAUUCGAGAACAUUUCAAAACACAUGAUCUUUUGUUACGACGAACAGCUGAUCGACGAAAUGUUUUUUAUCUUGCCCAUCGACCAGAAUUCGAAGAGAAAACAAACGAAUAUAUGAAAACAACGGAUACGUUCGAACUUUGUAAAAAUAUCAAUGAAGAAAAUCUACAAGAGACACGUGACUAUUUAACAAAAAUGAUAAAAUCAUUGAAUGAAGCAUUUCAAGAGAUGUUCCAUGGUAAAACAAAUAAAAAUGUAUUCGACAAACUAUAUAUAACAAUUGAUAAAGUUGAACUACCUUAUUUGUACUUUCUACCGGAUAUUUCUCAAAAAGAUGAUCUAUUCGUACAACCGGUCGUUGUUACACAACAUAGUGCAACAGCUCGAUUAGCACACUUUUUAGAUCAACUAUUACGACCUGUUGUAGAAAGACAACUUGCAUCAACAACAUUUGUGAAUGGAGCUGAUUUUAUUCGAAAAUUAAAUGAUUAUAUCGAACAACCCCAGCAUCGUCUUCGUCCAACAACACAGUUUGUCACCAUCAAAAUUUCCAAUUUUUACACUAUGGUUGCACAUGGAACGAUGCUUAUUGCACUUCAAGAUUUUUUAACAAAUUAUCUAAUCAUGCCAACUAUCAAUAAUAUAUCUAUGGGUAGAAUAAUCCGUUUAACUGCUUUAUUUCUACAUAAUAAUCGAUUUUAUUAUGAUCAUAAAAUCUAUCGUUUUGCCAAAGGUAGUCCAAUGAGUUUUCCAUUGACAGAAACCUUAUGUAAUUGUUAUAUAUUACAAUGGCAAAAAUUACUAGUACAACAACCGUUAAUACGAGAUCAAUUUUAUGGCAGAUGUAAAAAUCAUUUUAUUUUUACAUGGAACGGUACCAUCAACGAAUUUCAAACUAUGAUUAAAAUGAUUGCUAAUCAAAAUUCAGAUAUUCAUCUUGACGUAAAAAUGGGUUCCAGUGUUCGAUUCUUACAUGCUCAUAUUGAAAAUCAAAAUGGUACUUUAUAUAGUCGUGUAUAUCAUGAAUCAACCAUACAACCAUACACUUUACCUUAUGUCAUUGGCCAUGCCAAAGUAGUACAUAGUCAUUGGUUUCGUUCAGCUUUAAUUCGUGCUGUUCGUUAUUGUACAUCAGUACAUGAUUUUAAUCAAGAACGCAUCUAUCUCGAAAUGACUUGUUUAGCCAAUGGUUAUACGUUAGAAUUUAUUGAAAAACAAAUUGAUCAUUUUUUUAAACAUUUCGAUGCUGAAUCUCUUCGUUCAUCUUUGGAUCAACAUGUUUACAAUAAACUUCGUCGUCGAUUAUUUAAUUUUAUCAGUGAACAACGAAACAUUUUGGAGACAAAUCGAGAAGCAGAAAAAAAACAUGAACGUAUUCGAUUAUCUUAUUUAUAUGAAUAUGGUCCAAAACGUCAGUUUCAUGAACAAUUACAUAAAAUUUUAUCUACACAUUUGAAUACAUCUACGGCAUCGUCAAAGCAGCAUAACAAACUAAAACUUAUUCUUACGACGAAACAACCACAUUCAUUAAAUGCUUUAUUAAGUCAACAAAAACCAAAACAUGAGUUAUUGAAUAAAAACAAAUUACUUCUCUGA